UAGGGCUCAAGGCACAGUGCGCAAGGGAUUUAUUUAUACGGUUCAUUUGCCACGAACAGGACUCCAAGCCUCCUCCCUUACCCAAAUCAUUGCAGACAAAAUCGCAGAAAGAUAGCUGCCCCAUCUCGCCAGGUGUAACCAGGAGGUUUUCCUCAUCUGUCCUCUGAUUCCUACCAUUGUGUUCAGAAGUGGUUAAGUCCAUCAGCAACUCAUCAGUUGUCAUGGCAGACAGUCGGCAGCCUGAGGACAACAGCUCCUCUCACUGGGCCCCUCCCACUAACGGAGCCCAGGACCAGUCAGCUGCCCUCGCUGGCCACGGAGAGAACGGCUUCUCCUCUUACAGAGAGAACGGCUAUCACGGAGGACACGCUGCGACAGCAGAGCAAGUGUCAGCCCGUAUAGUUGAGAAGGUGACAGCAGAGGCGGUGGCAGUGCUCAAGCAGGAGCAGGACAAGCAGGACUCUACUAGGAGACUGUCCUCAGUGGAGGACUCUGCCAACCUGCCACCCUCCCCUCCCCCCUCUCCGUCGGCAGAGCAGAUCGGACCCAUGGAGCAAAAGGAGAGACUAGAGGUUGUCCCUACUCCCCCUGAGGAGGAGGAGGAGGAGGAGGAGGUGGAGUUUACCCAAGUCUCAGCAGCUCCUGAGGAGGAGCACCCAGGUCAACAGGGGGAGGAUUCUGAUCAGCAGCCCACAGACAUGCUCUUAGAGCACGUUGAUAUUGUAAGGGAGCCCCAGGCUUUGCCCUGUCCUCAGGCCGAGACUCAUAAAUUCCUCAACGGGGGAGGAAUCCAUCAGGCUGAGUUGGAUAAACCAUCAGAGGAAGCAGCACAGACCACUGCAGAUUUACUUGCAGACCUGCCGGUGAACCCAGAGAAGCCUCGUUCCGACAAUCCUGCCAUGGCAGAGGAGCAUCCACAGGGGGCACCCCCUCCGCAGAGCCCGGUGGCCCCCACCACAGAGAGAGAAACACCUGAGGGAGCAGAGAGCACUGUGUCCAUCGCUGAGUUCUCCACUGGUUCCCCCAAAAACAAAUCUCUAACUGAUCCUACCCCCACAGAACCCGAGAAAACGGUUCAGCCUUUAGUGGAACCAGAAAAGGGGCAAGGGACUGGAAGUACCACUAGUGUGGUUCCUAAGAUACAAUACCUUCCGGAGCCCAAGACCACCGCUGAGAAACAGCCCUCGGUUGAAGAGCUCGACUCAGUUCCUCUUUCAGUUGUAUAUGAGCCCCUGAAAGAUUACAUUGAGGAAGAGGAGGAAAAUGAUGCUUAUGUUACACCCAGUAAGUCAGCAAACCUUGAGAGCGUUCGUGAGGAGAAAGAGAUCAUAUCAGAGAAAACUGAGAAAAGAAUGCUGAGUCUAGGACAAUCGACCGCCAGGCCAUUGUCAUUUGAGACUGAGAAGAUUGAGGAGACUCCUCAAACUAAUGUCAGUGAUGUAGAAAACCCAAAGCAGGAGGCACACAUAUCUGCUGCAGAUAGUCUAAAAGACAAGCAGAGUUCGGAAGAUAAGUCUGGAGUUGCUUCAAAAGAUGAGUCAGGUAUGACGGCCUACUUUGAGACCUCUACACAAAGGGAUACUGAAAAACCAGGAGAACGUGGUGAGGGUUACUAUGAGCUCAGUGCUGUCAGCCAGAAGAAGCCCUCAGAGGAGAUUCUGGAGGCCGAUUCAAACAUUAAAAUAAGCGAUUCAGCACCAGAACAGACAAUAUCCAGCAUAACGUUGAUGAGUGACAGUACCAUGGACAAGCUAGAGGAUCUCCCUAAAGGGAAGGAUGUGUGUACUAGACUGUCACCUGGCAAAUUGUCAUUGGAACACAGAAGUCUUUCUCUGAAUUUUGCUAUUGGCUCAAUGGGUCAAGCAGGAGAGCAAAACCAGUUGAAGCUCUCAUCUCUUACAGAGGUCUCUUCCGGAAGCCUGGAUGAAACCACAGGCUACCUUCCUCUAACCACCCCAUUAGUACCAUUAGAGAGACAGCUACUUCCUGUGACUCCAGAGACUCCAGCUCUCCCAGUCCCUAACACUGAAACCUUCACGGAUCUACCUGAAGACACCACCACUAAGACAAUGUGUUCUCCUGAGUUGUCACUCUCACCCAUGAAGCAACACUACACCCAUUUGAAUGACCCAUCCAACGACCUUCCUGAGAUGCUGGACCUAGCCGGUGUUAAGCCCAAACCCACCCUGGAGAAGAGGGAGCUGGACCAGCAUAAUAGAAGGAGGUCUGUCCCUGCCUGUCCAUCUGCUGCUCUGGUGGGCAGUUCUCUGGCCAAGCUGGUGCUGGGGAACCAGCAGACGCCCAGGGUGGUGGGUGGAGAGGAGAGCCAGCAGGAGGAGCGUGGUUACUGCGUGUUUAGUGAGUACUCUGGUCCCAUGCCCUCGCCUGCCGAUCUGCACAGCCCAGUGGGCUCCCCACACCAACGGUUCCCCACAGUGACUGAAGGGGACAGUGACGAGGAACUGGGAGCCAUUGCGGAAGAGGGCGAGCAAAAGCUGGCACCGCAAAAAACAAACCAGGCAGAGGAAUCGGUUGGAGGAACGGUUAAGCCAACUUUGGUGCUUGAAAGAGCUGUCACGGCAGGUGUCAAACCGGAUCGUCUGAGGAUCCCUGUGGCUCCAUCCAAAGACAAACUGACAGAGUUCCGGCUGGAGAGCGGUCUUCCCGGGGACAUCAAAACCCAAGCCAUUCCUGAGGUAGAGUUGGAGCAGGACCUCUCCAGAGAAGCGUCCCCCAUCCCACCAGACUUCGCAUUUACUUUUGGCACUGAGGUGAAGGACACCAAGCUUUUUGCGACCCCUGAGUCUCCAGCAGAAAAGGCUGCCGCUGUGGAGGGAACCAAAGUUGAGGAAGUCACAGCGGAAGUCAAAGUAGAGGUGGCGUCAGCAAGGAUUGGGAAGAGUCAGAAGACUGGUCUUAAAAAGCCAGAGAUGGAGAAAGUGGAGGAGACCUCAGACCCAGACCAUCAGAAUGCUGUUGAAGACUUACAGCCAAAGGAUGUUCGAGAACUGGAGAGAGAAAAGAAAAAGGAACCCAUGACAUCAUCACCUGAAUCAUUAGUGGAGAUCAUCAAUGCGCAGGAGAAGAAGCGUGAAAGUGAACCAGAGGUGUCAACAGUACCAGCGGAGGCUGUCGUUCCAAAAGAAGAGGCCAAGACCAAAGCUGAAGAAACAUCACCAACACCCUCUAACGUGAGCACUGCAGAUGUGGAGGAAGCCACAGAGCAACUAGAAGAGAAAAGUCCAGAGAAAAGUGUUUCUGGAAGUUCUCCAGUUAUAGUCAUACCUCAGGCACAAGUUGAGGAAGAGGAGGAGGAAGACAAUAUAGAAGUAGCUGAGGAAGUCUUGGAGGAAGUUGAAGGCCCUCCUGUGCUCCUCAAGGAGAAAGAGCAAGAGAGUCACCCUAUGGAGAAGCAGGAGGAGGUGGCAGAAGAGGUGAGGGUGGUGGGUGGGGUGGAGGAGGUGAUUGUUGAAAAUCCUAAAGAUUUGGAGUCUGCUGUUGCUGGGGAUGACGAAUCAUGUGAUGCUACUGCCCCAACCAUUGAUGAAGGGGAUUAUGCCGAUCGCAUCUCUCAUCUAUCUGCCUGCUCUGGAAACGACCAGCCACAAACCCUCGAUGGAAAGGAGGCAGAGAAAGAGAAGAAUAAAGUGGAGGAUAAAGAAGGGGUGGUGCUGCAGGAAGAGGAGGAGUCCGCUGAAGUGGGGCAGGAAGUUGAGGUGAAGGCUUCCAGUCGCAAGGAGACGGAGACCUCAGACGUACUGCGGAGCCAGACCAGCGAGACCACCGCUCUCGACGAGACCACCAUGGACGUCUCCAUGUUAGACAGCGAGAGUGGCUGGGUGGACUCACAAGAUGAUGACAGAAGCCUAAUGACAGAGCAGAUUGAAGCUCUGCCCAAAACACAGAGUCCUGUCAAGACUCCCCUGGUAGAGAGACCCUCUAAUAAACGUCCCCCCGGCAGAGGACAGGGGCGCGCCUCCACCCCCGAGCGCAAACUCAACCGCAGAGAGCCCGUCAGUCGUCGUCCAAAGGAGGAAGAGAAGAAGAAAAAAGUGGGGACGAAGAGAACUGAACAGUGUAAGGUAUCAGUCCUCCAGUGUCGCUCUCCCACUCGGAGGAUUGUAGUCAAAGCUGCUACGUUCAGACAAGCUAGACCUGCUUCACACCACGGCUCUGCUAGACGCAAGCCACCAGCCGUGGAGGACCAGCAGCCUCUUAAUGUGACCCACCAAUCCCGGGAAAGGACCUCUGAGGGUACCUACCGGACUCCAGAAAAGAGGUCCUCUCUGCCCAGGCCUGCCUCCUCCCUGCCCCGCCGUGCCCCCCCAGCAGAGCACGACAACACCAGCCCUGCCCCCCGCAGGCCCACCUCAAUUCAAACUGAGCCCAGAGGGGAGCACAGGUCUGGGAGGUCCCCUAGUAUCGCAGUCGGCACAAACUCGUCGGCCCGUUCCCGUUCGGCCCGGAGCGGAGCCUCCACGCCCCACACCCCCGGCUCCACAGCAGUCACCCCAGGAACACCACCCAGCUACUCCUGCCGCACCCCUGGGAGUCGCACCCCCGGCAGCCACACACCCAAGUCUCUCAGCCUCCUCACUCAGGAGAAGAAGUUUGCUGUGAUCCGCACACCGCCCAAGUCGCCCUCCACCACACCCAAGCAGCUGCGUGUCCUCAACCAGCCCCUGCCUGACCUGAAGAACAUCAAGUCCAAGAUCGGCUCCACAGACAACAUGAAGUACCAGCCCAAAGGUGGACAGGUCUUCAUUCCAAGUGUUAAACUGGACUUUAGCCAUGUCCAAUCUAAGUGUGGCUCCCUGGACAAAAUCCAGUACGCACCCACCGGGGGAAACGUCCACAUUACCACCAAGAAGAUAGACCUGAGCCACAUCACCUCCAAAUGUGGAUCAAUGUCCAACAUCCGUCACCGACCAGGGGGUGGUAACGUGCGUAUUGAGAGUGUGAAGCUGGACUUCAAGGACAAGGCCGAGGCCAAAGUGGGCUCACUGGCUAACGCCAGUCACACCCCCGGGGGAGGACAAAUCAUGAUCGAGAGCCACAAGCUGACGUUCCGUGACACGGCCAAGGCUCGCGUGGACCACGGGGCAGACGUUAUCACCCUGUCCCCAGGUGGCACCGGGGGUACAUCCCCCCACCGUCUCAGCAACGUGUCAUCCACGGGCAGCCUCAACCUCCUGGACUGCCCCCAGCUGUCCACACUGGCCCAGGACGUCACCAUGGCCCUGGCCAAGCAAGGCUUAUGAGCCUCCUGCCUCCUCCAUCUCCCCCUGGUUCCUGGUCCUCCAUCGCCCCCUGGUUCCUGGUCCUCCAUCUCCCCCUGGUUCCUGGUCCUCCACCUCCCCCUGGUUCCUGGUCCUCCAUCGCCCCCCUGGUUCUUGGUCCUCCAUCUCCCCCUGGUUCCUGGUCCUCCAUCUCCCCCUGGUUCCUGGUCCUCCAUCUCCCCCUGGUUCCUGGUCCUCCAUCUCCCCCUGGUUCCUGGUCCUCCAUCGCCCCCUGGUUCCUGGUCCUCCCUCUCCCCCUGGUUCUUGGUCCUCCAUCGCCCCCUGGUUCCUGGUCCUCCAUUUCCCCCUGGUUCCUGGUCCUCCAUCUCCCCCUGGUUCCUGGUCCUCCAUCUCCCCUGGUUCCUGGUCCUCCAUCGCCCCCUGGUUCCUGGUCCUCCCUCUCCCCCUGGUUCUUGGUCCUCCAUCGCCCCCUGGUUCCUGGUCCUCCAUCUCCCCUGGUUCCUGGUCCUCCAUCUCCCCCUGGUUCCUGGUCCUCCAUCUCCCCCUGGUUCCUGGUCCUCCAUCGCCCCCUGGUUCCUGGUCCUCCAUCUCCCCUGGUCCUCCAUCUCCCCCUGGUUCCUGGUCCUCCAUCUCCCCCUGGUUCCUGGUCCUCCAUCGCCCCCUGGUUCCUGGUCCUCCAUCUCCCCCUGGUUCCUGGUCCUCCAUCUCCCCCUGGUUCUUGGUCCUCCAUCUCCCCCUGGUUCCUGGUCCUCCAUCUCCCCCUGGUUCCUGGUCCUCCAUCUCCCCCUGGUUCCUGGUCCUCCAUCUCCCCCUGGUUCCUGGUCCUCCAUCGCCCCCCGGACCUCCUGGAUCCCUUGGACCUCCUGGUCUUAACAUCCCCCUUCAACAUUUCUCCGUCGGCCCUCCACUGCAACAACCCUUCGCCGUCGUCCCCCAAGAUAAGAAACCAGAUGACUGUGAUCAGAGUAUCAGAGUCCAUCUUCCAUCAUUCCACUCCCCCUCUCGCUCCUCCAUAGGAAAACAUGCUAUUUAAACUACCACCACCAGGGGGAUUUUAAUGACUGACUCUAGGAUGUUUGUUCUUCUUCUUUCUGUUCUAAGGGAUGUGCUCGACUCUGCUAGGGGGUGUUGUGUUGUUCUUUUGGCUUCUUUUCAUUACAUGUUGAACUUUCUUUGGGACAUUACUGUAGAUGGCCAGUGUGCUAGCUAGCUAAGGCAUUGAAACAGGUACAGGGAUAGUGUUGAUAGGGUAUUAUCGGUUAUCUAAGACAGUGAUUCUUAUUGUGUGGCAAUGAUCUCAAAGACAUUCCAUUUGGCCUAGGAUAUUAAGCGGUCCAGCCUGGUUUCAUUCCCAACAUACACUAUAUAUACAAAGGUAUGUGGACACACCUUCAAGUUAGUGGAUUCGGCUAUUUCAGCCACACCCGUUGCUGACAGGUAUAUAAAAUUGAGCACACAUCCAUGCAAUCUCCAUAGACAAACAUUGGCAGUAGAAUGGCCUUACUGAAGAGCUUAGUGGCUUAUAACAUGGCACCGUCAUAGGAUGCCACCUUUCCAACAAGUCAGUUUGUCAAAUUUCUGCCCUGCCAGAGCUGCCCCGGGCAAUUGUAAGCGCUGUUAUUGUAAAGUGGAAACGUCUAGGAGCAACAACGUCUUAGCCGCAAAGUGGUAGACCACACAAGCUCACAGAACGGGACCACCAAGUGCUGAAGAGCGUUGUGUGUAAAAAUCGUCUGUCAUCGGUUGCAACACUCACUACUGAGUUCCAAACUUUCUCUAGGAGCAACUUCAGCACAAGAACUGUUCGUCGGGGGCUUCAUGAAAUGGGUUUCCAUGGCCGAGCAACCGCACACAAGCCUACGAUCACCAUGUACAAUGCCAAGAGUCUGCUGGAGUGGUGUAAAGCUCGCUGCCAUUGGACUCUGGAGCAGUGGAAACGUGUUCUCUGGAGUGAUGAAUCACGCUUCACCAUCUGGCAGUCCAACAGGAGUAACUGGGUUUGGCAGAUGCCAGGAGAACGCUACCUUCCCCAAUGCAUAGUGCCAGCUGUAGUUUGGUGGAGGAGGAAUAAUGGUCUGGGGCUGUUUUUCAUGGUUCGGGCUAGGCCCCUUAGUUUCAGUGAAGGGAAAUCAUAACACCACAGCAUACAAUGACAUUCUUGACAAUUCUGUGUCCAACUUUGUGCCAACAGUUUGGGGAAGUCCCUUUCCCAAUGCCCCUGUGCACAAAGCGAGGUCAAUACAGAAAUAGUUUGUUGAGAUCGGUGUGGAAGAACUUGACUGGUCUGCACAGAGCCCUGACCUCAACCCCAUCGAACACCUUUGGGAUGAAUUGGAACGCCAACUGCGAGCCAGGCUUUAUCACCCAACAUCAGUGCCCGGCCUCUAAUGCUCGUGGCUGAAUGGAAGAAAGCUACCCGCAGCAAUGUACCAACAUCUAGUGGAAAGCCUUCUCAGCAGAGUGGAUGGCUGUUAUAGCGGCAAAGGGGGGACCAAAUCUAGAUUUGGGUAUGUCAUUUUACGUGAACAUUUUAAAAAAGAGGUUAAUGCCCAUGAUUUUGGAACGAGAUGUUUGAUGAGCAGCUGUCCACAUACUUUUGAUCAUGUAGUGUAUCUGAUCCAGUAUCCCAGGUCCUGUAUGUGUCUCGUAGACAGGGGGCUGUUACGUUUGUGAACAACAAUUCAUCUACAACACAAUUCAAUACAAUGCAAAACGUUACAACUGUAACGGUAAGAAAUGGCUAUUCAGACAAGCUUGUUUCAAUUCAUUGGCAGAAAAUGGGAUGUUUACUAUUAGAUUUGAUUUUGUUUUAGUCAUGUGACUAUAUGACUUCAUGAUGUCAUUUGCUGAAUUAUUGGACAAAAUGUGGUUUUGUUGAGUUUGUUUUAUCUCAAUAGUGCAAAUGGUAGUGUUGAUGUCACGGUGGCUGAACUAGCUUGGCACAUGCUGUCAUGUCAAGUUACAAUGCUAUGAACCCUCGCUUUCCAAUAGACCUCUUCCACGAGCCAUCAGGCUGCUUUUCUGCUUCAGUGAUGUGAGCAUUCAUUUUACAUACAGUAGCUCUGUGAUUUCCACCAAACAGUCGCUGUUAUGCUGACGUGACAAAAGCCAGUGAGUGACCUAAUAGCACCGAGUUAUAGACAUAAAAUAUCUAGAGAGUGAACACUGUAGCUAGGGACUAUACUGUGUCUAGUCAGUGAACACAGUCUAUAACCGAUUUGUACCAGCCUUAGACUAAUACGUUUGCUUCCAAUAAGCCUUUCUCUUACGUUUAGAUUAGCAAGAACAUGGACCUUGAAUGAGCUAAGGGCCUGCAGUCGCUUGUGUAACUACGCAGAACGUGUCUGAAGCUUUAUAUUUAAAUAAACAUUCCAUGAAAAAUAGCAGCUAUGGUUGUACACUGUGAAAAUGUCCCAGUCGGAUCGUACGGACGGGACUUUCUGAGGAAAGAAGGUUCAAGUCAUGAAGGGACGUAGUGGAAGGAAAAGGAAGUCAUUCUCAACUUGUACGUGUUUGAUAAAAAUGUUCUAGCUUACUUUUAUCUGUCACCAUUUGUGAUUUCCUCCCUCCCACCCCCAAUUUCCAGAUGUUGGUUACCCUUCAGUGUUUUUCUCAAGCCCCUUCUUCCCUCUUCCUCCCCCUCCCACAACACUUUGCCUGUUUUAAGUGUAUUUAAAGAGACCAUGUAGAUGUGCACACUUUACAAUGUUUGAAACAAUGCUGUUUACAAAACACUCCUACAUAAUAACAGGAAUAAAAUAAUAAAAUGAACUA
Molecule: messenger RNA, 9014 nt
Organism: Oncorhynchus nerka (sockeye salmon)
Lineage: Eukaryota; Metazoa; Chordata; Actinopteri; Salmoniformes; Salmonidae
Product: microtubule-associated protein 2-like
Exons: 19
Coding region: 222-5261 (1679 amino acids)
Biological process (GO): microtubule cytoskeleton organization; neuron projection development
Cellular component (GO): neuron projection
Molecular function (GO): microtubule binding
Source: RefSeq, a predicted model, not a curated record